UAUAGUGGUGAGUAUUCCCGCCUGUCACCCGGGUGACCCGGGUUCGAUCCCCGGCAACGGCGAAUUGAUAUUUACUUUUUGCUGCUUACCGAUUUGGCUAAUGAAACAAGCCAACAUGGGUUCUAAACUUAAGCUUCCACGCCACCCUCCUUUACAUACACACACAAUGGUUGCUUGCAAGUAACGAAAGAUCCCACAAACAUUAAUUACAUUACCUACUUACAUGGUGCAUUUUACAAAAGCAUCAAGCUUAGUAUCAUGUUUUUUAGUUCUUCUCUUUGUUCCUCCAACGCAGCGGCGCAGGAAAUGUCAGCUUCCACGACCAGCAUUCACAUUAUGGCCUUAGAUGGCAUCGUGAACGUGAAUUCCCUCUUCACCUUAGCGCUUUUCGUUGGCCUCACAAUCACCAGCCCUGACACUGCCUUUGUUGGUGGUAGUGGCGGCAUAGACACCGCCUGCGCUGCCGGGACCUCGGUGGCAGAAGGCCUCAUAUCAAGCCACGUGCACUCCUUCAGCUGCUUCCUCUUCUCCAGCCUCAUAGCGCUGGCCCUCAAAAACAUCAUCAACAUAAGAAAAACCGUUGAAGAUGGGGAUAACAUUGAUGCUUUUGGUGGUGGUAGUAAUAGCAAGGUGGUGCACUUUGCAGCUAGCUUCAUCGGGGAGGUUAACGCGGUGUCAUUGAGGGUGGGGACACUUGUUUCGGCUUUUGGGUCGGUAUUUGGGUGCGGGUUCUUGGUGAUGGCUCUGGUGGAUUUGGUGCAGAUCAAGUUGGGGACUUUUGGUUGUGGAAGUAGCCGUUACAGUAUUGCUGCUGUGGCACCUUUGCUUGUUCUUGUUCCCACUGCGCUUCUCAUCUAUGUUUCUCUCGUGCUCUAUGCCUUCACUCGUUAGUUAAGCUUAUUAUUUAUUGAAGGAACAUUGUUUUGAAUUUUGAAUAAUAAUGUUUAAUGAGUCAAACAAAGGCUGAAAGAAGAGACCUGCUAAUGGUAUAGCACUCAAAUUUAAUAAACUAUGGUUUUUUUUUUUUU
This is a messenger RNA of Arachis ipaensis, 1028 nucleotides long. RefSeq lists its product as uncharacterized. The record is from RefSeq and is a predicted model, not a curated record. NCBI's taxonomy places the organism in Eukaryota, Viridiplantae, Streptophyta, Magnoliopsida, Fabales, Fabaceae.